Messenger RNA from Anoplophora glabripennis (Asian longhorned beetle), 401 nucleotides. RefSeq names its product peritrophin-1-like. Lineage: Eukaryota; Metazoa; Arthropoda; Insecta; Coleoptera; Cerambycidae. Gene Ontology annotation, cellular component: extracellular region. Gene Ontology annotation, molecular function: chitin binding. The record is from RefSeq and is a predicted model, not a curated record. The transcript has 2 exons. Bases 88 to 366 code for a protein of 92 amino acids.
UACACUAUAUAAAGUUGUACGUUCUUCCAGCCAUUUACUUACAAUAGUUGCAUUAGUAGCGAAGCAUCCCAAAAACCAGAACUCACCAUGCAGAAACUAAUUGUAAUUUUGGGUCUCGUUGCAAUUUUCGCUUAUGCAUCAGCUGUUGAAUGUCCUACUGACGACGGGAGCACACCCCAAUAUUACCCCCAUGAGACAGAAUGCGGAAAGUUCUACGAAUGUGAUAAUGGAAAAGCCCAACUCUUCGAAUGCGCCCCCGGAAGUUAUUGGGACUCGCGACAGGUUAUUUGUAGCACCGAAGCAGAUUGUGGUGAUUUGCUGACCUCAACUGCUACACCACCGCCAUCGCCCACAGAUUCCGAUUAAUUCAGUUUACAGGAAAUAUAUUAUAAAUAAGUAAA